Molecule: messenger RNA, 2010 nt
Organism: Spinacia oleracea (spinach)
Lineage: Eukaryota; Viridiplantae; Streptophyta; Magnoliopsida; Caryophyllales; Amaranthaceae
Exons: 1
Coding region: 295-1743 (482 amino acids)
Biological process (GO): positive regulation of growth
Source: RefSeq, a predicted model, not a curated record
GGAUUCUAGUUUUUGUUACUUUCUCUCUCCUCAAAAUUUCUUUUACUACUACUAUUUGUAGUGCUCUCACUACAUCCCACGAGCUUCCACUUGCUUCAUUCCAUUCUUCACUCCAAUCAAUCAUCCUUUUUAAUUUCUUUCUUUCUUUUCUUAUCUCAUCACCUUCUUCUAUAAGCCCCCCACAACUCAUUUCUUCAAUCAUACAUUACAUUACAUUCCAUCUUCUUCCCUAACCUCUGAACUUUCUCUCUCCAUCUCUAAAAAAAACUUCAUCAUUCUCUCUCUAGCCUUCUAAUGGCGAGAGAAACAAUAACAUGGUUAAGCAGACUAAAAUCCCAAAUCUCACACAAACUAAUUCACCCAACAACAAAGAUAACAACUCGAUCAAAAUCCAAGAAUGUUGGAGUUUUAUCUUUUGAGAUCGCCGGUCUCUUAUCGAAGCUACUAGCACUCCACCAUUGUUUAUCAGAUAAGAACAUUGUUCGUCUCAAGAACGAAGCGAUCUCACUCGAAGGAGUGAGGAAGAUCGUAUCGAACGACGAGAAUUUUCUUCUGGGGUUAGCUUGUUCUGAGAUGGUUCAGAGUAUUCAUGUUAUUUGUAAGACCGUCGCACGGUUGAGUGACCGUGCGACGGACCUUACAUUGAGGUCUUUUUAUGAGUCGGUUGAGGAUUUCGCCAGCACAGGGCGGGACCAGCAUGGGUGGGCCGCCCUGUGCGGGAAAGAUUUUGAAGGGUUGGUUAGGAGGAUUGACAGAUACAUCGCAGCGACUGCUGCGCUGUAUAGGGAGAUUGAGGAACUAAACACGCUUCAGAAUAGUCUGAGGAAAACGCCCCCGGAUAGUCCGGGGGCGUUGGACGUGCAGCAGAAAGUGGUGUGGCAAAAACAGGAGAUUAAGUACGUUAAAGAGAAAUCCCUUUGGAAUAGGAGUUAUGAUUCGGCUGUCCUUUUGUUGGUUCGGUUAAUAUUUACUGUUCUAGCAAGGGUUAAAUUCGUGUUCGGGAUCGGACAGAGUUACUACCCUCUCCCAAGCACGCUUCCGAGGAGUCUGUCUGCUUCGGCGACCGUUUUUCCUCAUUCAGAUCUCAACAAUAAUAUGAACAGCCUUAAUUCUUACGUGUCGGGUCCGUUGACGUCCACCCCCCUCCGCCUCAACAAGAGGGGGGUCGGAAAUGGUUCCAGAACCGGAACCAGACUUGGGUUCUUCGAGUCUAAAGCCAAGGACCUGACACCGCCCUCAACUACAUUGGGGGCGGCGGCCUUGGCUUUACACUACUCCAACUUGAUCAUCGUCCUAGAAAAAAUGAUCAAGUCACCCCACUUGGUGGGGCUAGACGCGAGGGAGGAUGUUUAUUCUAUGCUCCCGCAUAGUAUAAGAUCUUCCCUUCGCGCGCGGCUAAAAGGGGUCGGUUUCUCAGCGACCGACCCCGUUUUAGCCGCAGAGUGGAGGGACGCCCUCGGGCGAAUCCUCGCCUGGUUGGGCCCGUUAGCCCACAACAUGAUCAAGUGGCAAAGUGAAAGGAGUUUCGAGCAACAACAUCUAAUGCCCAAAUCAACCAACGUUUUGUUACUACAAACGUUACAUUUUGCCAACAAAGAUAAAACAGAAGCUGCAAUUACAGAAUUACUAGUUGGGUUAAAUUAUAUAUGGCGAUUCGAGCGCGAAAUGAAUGCUAAAGCCUUGCUCGAAUGCUCAAACUUCUUCUUCAACAACAAAAAUAGUUCACCAAUCAAUCUACAAUGAUAUUAUUAGUAUAGCAAUCAACUUGUAAUUUUUUUAAAAUUUUUUGGGGGUUGCUUUGAUUGAUUUUUAGUUGUUAUUUUUAAUUAAUUAGAAUUCAAUCAACUCAUAAAAUGGGUGGAUUUUAAUUUUGAGAUCUCAUUGAUUAUUGAUGAGAGAUUAAAAGGGUCUUUUAAGGCAAAUUUGACCCUAGAAAUUGUAUAGUUUGUAGUACUUAAUCCUAAUACUUAAUUACUUUUAUUAGUACAAAUAAAGGUUUGUUUGGUUGUA